CACCGCCAACGUCUCGCCCGAUAAAGUCACACGUGCGGAUGCCCAGUGACGGGCAUUGUUGACUUUUGUAGAUUGUUAUGGGAUACGUAUGCGGUCACUGAAAAACAGCCUGCGACAGAGGGUCCAGUAGCACGAGUCUCGCAUGCUGCGUCCGGUUUCAGUCUCAGGUAACGCUCAUAUUUGCGCAUUCCGCUACACAACUGUUUCCGGACGUGUUCCAGAGGGUUCUCCGUCAUGAGUUGGAGUAUAAAAUGUUCCGCAAACCAUGAUGUUUCGCUACACGAACAUGUACGCGUUGUGGUGGUUGCUGUGCUUCGGUUUGGUCGCUGACGUGUUGGCAAACCAGCAGACCAAGCUUAUUGUUUUCCUCGUGGACGGCUUGAGAUGGGACUACGUGGAUAUUCAGCAGCACCAGGGCUUUAGAUGGCUUACUCAAAAUGGUGUCAAGGCUCAUCACGUCGUGCCUAUUGUACCAGCUAAUUCUUACCCCAAUUGGUACUCCAUCGUGACGGGGCUGUACGCUGAAGAACAUGGCAUGUUACAAAACUACAUGUACGACUCAGACAAGAGCAGUUACUUUCGCAUGUCCAGUCCUUCCAGCUUUCUUCCUUAUUGGUGGGACCAAGCGGAACCGCUAUGGGUUCGCGCCGAGAAGAGAAACAUACGUACAGCCAUGUUCUGGUGGGAUGGCUGUCAGGUGCCUCUUCAGGGCAUCAAACCGUCCUUCUGCAUUCCGUACAAAGGAACGUGGAGCACCGUAAACGAUGACGUCAAAUACAACAUCGGAGCUGUCAUGACAGCCUUCAAGGCAGGGUCACUGGACAUGGCCCUCAUCUAUUACGAAGGACCUGAUGCUGCUGGUCACGCUUACGGCCCAGAUUCGAUGGAGACAAGACGGAGCGUUGACAGCUUCAAUGAUAUACUGAUGCACCUCCAGAAGGAGCUGCUCUCGCGUCAACUUGAUAAGUCGGUGAACGUCGUGGUGCUGUCGGACCACGGAAUGACCAACACUGGAGCUCACGACGUUACUCUCAUUAACUUGGAAUCUUUUCUUGCAUCGGAAGACAUCCAUAUCAUGCUUGACAAGGGACCUUUCUCCAUGCUCCACCCGGUACCAGGAAAAGAAGAACAGGUGUACGAAAAAUUGAAGGCUGCCAACAUACCUGGUCUAGAAGUUAUGCAAAGGGAAGAAAUUCCAGAUUACUUCCACUUCCGAAACAACCGACUCGCGGCCCCUAUACUGUUGACAACGAAGAAGGGUUAUUACCUCAUGCCCCUCUCAGAUGCUCGGAAAAUGGAUCCACCUCCGUCGUCAUCGAUCCCUCGUGGAAGUCAUGGCUACAACCCUCUUGAGGUCCCCGAUAUGUGGGCAUCCUUCUACGCGGGAGGGCCAGGGAUAUCCAAGCUAGGCCAAACGCAGCCCAUCCACAUGGUCGACAUCUACAACGUGCUCUGCUAUCUGGUCGGCUUGCCGCCCCAUGGAAACAGCGGCUCCUGGCGGCGGGUCAGGAAUGUAAUAGACCCUACUUACAACAGGCCAUUAUUCGUAGAGUACGACAGAUUUUUCCUUCAGCGGCGGAACGCAUAGCUGUGGAAAAUACGGUGGUUUACACUUCGAGAUUCUUGUCUUCAACAUCCUAACCAAGAACUAGUUUAUCUCUACAGUAAAGUAAGUCCUAAGUGCAGAUGUGCGCUAUGUAAGUUGCUUAACUUUGUGCGUGGUAUGAAAAACAAAGAUAUCGCAACGCUCCUCGGUCACAGUUUGGUUAAAUUUGAUCUCGUGAAGUCCUCGUACCGAGUUUUUCCAAAUUUAUUCCACGUUUGAGGUGUAACAUUUCAGUGAACCAUUAUACGGUCUGCUUUUUACUGAGAGUCAAUGAAUACUACAUACAUACCCUUUGUUUUUAAGAAUGUUGACGAGUGCGGUACAUCCACUUAAUCAAGCACGUGACUAUAUUGGGGACGUGUCCCAAGGGGAAGUCUGCAUGCUGCACUACGGUUGUUGUUUCACGCUACUACGGUAGUUGGUCCGGAUGGAGGACGAAGUCUUGCUGUCUGAAGAGGACAAGAUUUAUUUGCGUGUCUGAAGAGCGGAGGUGAAAGCUGGGCUUACUUUGUGUGCGUGUAGUACAUGGAAAGCGUUUCGGGGAAACCCAGAAAGGACAGCAGACAUCACAGCCAAUGCGAUGAUUCGAAGGGCGUCGUCCUUAUAGUCCGGAUAGUCUCAAUGCGGCAAGCAAUCAUCCUAACCACUUGGCCACAGAACUGUUGAAUCCGAGGGGAAACAAAGACGACGGAGACGGGACAACGCGUAUGGGACGCACUCUGAAGAGUUCGUUCCGUCUUUGUCUUUUACUUUACUUUCACUGAGUUUCCCCCUUCGCGUUUGCGUCAUGUAACAUAGCUCCCCUGGGUCUGUUGUCUGCCGCCUUCAAACAUACCAGAUCUUCCCUGUUGGCGAGAUUCUUUAUCAAACACGAAAGAUAUCAGCCAGACUUCAGACAAGGGCACUGACGAGAACCAAGACAACGCUGAAAAUCGGCGUUGUCUUGCUUUCAA
Molecule: messenger RNA, 2559 nt
Organism: Ornithodoros turicata
Lineage: Eukaryota; Metazoa; Arthropoda; Arachnida; Ixodida; Argasidae
Product: glycerophosphocholine cholinephosphodiesterase ENPP6-like
Exons: 7
Coding region: 266-1588 (440 amino acids)
Source: RefSeq, a predicted model, not a curated record